This is a messenger RNA of Bursaphelenchus xylophilus (pine wood nematode), 2098 nucleotides long. The record is from the annotation of a GenBank genome assembly. Lineage: Eukaryota; Metazoa; Nematoda; Chromadorea; Rhabditida; Aphelenchoididae.
AUGCCUCCACCCUCUGGAAUCCAUGUAAUGAAGAGUGCUUCGAACCAUUUGAGCCCCAAAAAGCAUCCUUGGCACGCCUUUUCCAAGGAUGGGGAAGACGAAUUUCGGUGAGAAAAUUUUGAUUUUUUUAGUAAAUUCAGGCAAAUUCUGUUGAGAUUCGUUGUGAAAAUGACUUAUUAAGGCCUUGGAAAAUUUUACAGAGCUUAUGGAAGGUUUAGGGAUCAAUUUUUAUAUUAUCCAUGACAUUUUGACCAAAAAUUUGAUAAGCCCCAAAUCAACAUUUUUUCGACCUCAAUUCUUAUCAAAAUUGAUUUCCAAUAAAACUAAAUUGCUCUUCCUUUAUCUGCACACACAAUUUUUACUUCAAAUCCGUGUUUUAGAUUCGAAAAAAUCCAUAUUCUCCGUCAUGGCUGGGGUUAUGGUGGAAAUACGGCGGCGAUUUCGCUGUACGCCGCUUUUCAAACAGUCCCAGCCGACAUGAUGUGUGCCAGCUUUCAGUCGCAGUUUAUUCGACCGGUCGACAAGCCAACGGUCAAGGUUUUCGUGGAGAGAUGUCGGGAAAGUUCGGCGGAGGUUCAUCGGUUGGUGAAGUUGUAUUGUGAUGGGAAAUUGGCGUAUCGGAUGGACUGUAGAUUUUGUAAAAAGCAUUUGGUACGCUUUUUAGGGUGGUUGAGAUUGGUUCUAAAAAAAUUUUAGAGCAUUUUAUGGGAAAUCAAGUUUUCGCGGUGGGACUAAAUUUUUUUGUUAAAAAGGGCCUAAAAUACGAAAAUUGGAGAUUGUGUUAAAAAAAUGUAUUCCCAAAAUGCCCUAAAAUGGUUUUUUAUUCUCUAUGAUUUUUAAUUAGCCACUUUUCCUGUCAUUUUUGGACAUUUUAGACGUUUUCCCUGAUCUUCAGGGAUUUCGUGGUGGGACUCAAAUUUGGUCUCAGAAUUUUGUUAAGAGGUUUGUAAACAUCUCUAAGAUCAGUGUAAAAAAGAUUUUAAUAAGAUUUGCAAAUCGUAUUUUACCCAUUAUUCUGAAUUCUUCGAAAUUUACAUUACUACUUUCAGAACUUCACCAAUAUUCCUCAAACCCCACACAAAUUUCCCAACGUCACCCCUCCAGAGUCUUGCCAGACGAGUUAUGAGAUCCUAAAGGAUUAUCAAAGCUCAGGAGGCGAUCUCAGUGCCGUGCGAAACGUGACUUUCGCGGAUGACCAGCCUCAAAUUGAUCAUCGAUUAACAAACGGAGUGAAUGGAAUUACCGGAUACGACGAGAAGAAAUAUAGUCAUACAAUCUGGUCAAGGUACAAGCUAGAGAAUCGUAGGUAAAACUAGGAAUAUUCUAGAAUCUAGGAAUUCAUUUUUGGUGGAAGUUUGGAAAGCUCCAAAAAAUCCGUCAUCAUAACGGUUUAUUGGCCAAACUAGAAGGUUCCAAAAUGCGAAAAUUUUUUAUAGCAAUGUAAAUUGCAGAAGGAAUAAAAAUUUGUAAAAAUUGUUUUUGAAAAUUGUGAAUUGAACAAAUCAUGAUGACGGAUUUUCUGGAAUUUCGUAAAAAGUCAUCGUUUUUCCAAGCUUUUUGAUGAAAAUCAUAGUCAAAAUGAAGAACUGAUAGAUUUUGCCAUCUUUUCAAAAAAAAUUUCAUUCUAAAAUAUCAAAAAAUAUGUCAUCAUGACCGAUUUUUUGGAAACCGAAAAAUUUUUUGUCUUGCCGAAAUUUUCAAUUUUAAUUGAAGUAAGAUAUAGGAUGCUGUAUGAGGACUUUUCAGAUGACAUGGACCGAAAUUUCGAGGAGCUGGUCCUCACAAACCUGUCGGAUCUGGGGAUGUGUUACGCGUCAUGUUUAAUGUUCCCGAAGCAAUCGUUCAAUCGCGUCGCCUCCCUCUCGUUAUCCGUGUGGUUCCAUUGUGCAAAGUGAGUCGAUUAGCAACAGAAUACGUCUGGCUGAGUUUCAGUUUCAACGCCAACGACUUUGUCCUUCAAAAACAUGACGUCAUCGGCCAUAAUCACAACCGAUCUCUGACUUCGGGGCAAAUGUGGUCGCGAGAUGGUCGAUUAUUGGCUACAGCCAUCCAAGAAGCUAUUAUUGAGGUGAAUGAGGACAAGAAAGCAAAGUAUUAG